Messenger RNA from Pecten maximus, 3462 nucleotides. RefSeq names its product cap-specific mRNA (nucleoside-2'-O-)-methyltransferase 1-like. Gene Ontology annotation, molecular function: methyltransferase cap1 activity; nucleic acid binding; protein binding. Gene Ontology annotation, biological process: 7-methylguanosine mRNA capping. NCBI's taxonomy places the organism in Eukaryota, Metazoa, Mollusca, Bivalvia, Pectinida, Pectinidae. The transcript has 22 exons. Gene Ontology annotation, cellular component: cytoplasm; nucleus. The coding region runs from base 126 to 2594 and encodes 822 amino acids. The record is from RefSeq and is a predicted model, not a curated record.
CAAUGAAGGGUGAAAAUCAGACUGCUCGACCUCGCUCAGUUUCCUACAAAAACAAUUUGGCGCGUGUGGCAUUCUGUGGUGGAUUUUGAUGUAUAACACGGACACAUAGACUAUUACUGGCAGCCAUGGCGAGUGUAAACUUGUCAGAUUCUGACAGUGAAGAUGACAGACCGAUGUUGGGUGGUAAUCCAGGAAUGGGGUCAUUUGUCCAAUCAAAUAAGCAUAAAAUGGACGACAUGGGAGGGGUCCACAUGGAAGGACCGCCACUGAAAAAAACUAAAAAAGAUAAAGGCAGUAGCUACACAGAAAAAGCUAAAAGAAUGAUGGCAUUGAUGGGAUACCAAGCAGGAAAAGGUUUGGGUAAAAAUGAACAGGGCAGAACAGAAAUUGUCGAGGCAUCUAAACAGAAGGGUCGGAGAGGGUUGGGUCUCCAUCUUGCAGCUCUGGAGCCUGAUGAAGAUGCUGAUUGGGAUUUUGAGGCAGAGUCUAUAACUAUAGACGAAACUGCUGACUGGCUCCCACAUUGUGAUGAAGCAGUACCUGACAUUGAGACGCUGAGAGAUUGGAAAAUAAUUGGUCCUAAAAAACGAACCAUUGAUGAUGAAGCAAAGUUCUGUGACGAAGAUGUUCUGAGAGGUAUAUUGAAUAGCAAGUCUGUGUUUGACCAACUUGAACCAGAAGAAAUGAGGAGAGCAAGAACAAAGUCCAACCCUUAUGAAACCAUCAGAGGAGUGUUCUUCCAAAACCGGGCUGCCAUGAAAAUGGCUAAUAUGGAUGCUGUGCUGGAUUUCAUGUUUACAAAACCUGAGACAGUGGAAGGGAAAUCUCUCAUCAACCCUGGAGAGCUGCUGUACUUUUCAGACAUUUGUGCGGGACCUGGAGGGUUCAGUGAGUACAUUCUAUGGAGAACUAAAGGGGACGCUAAAGGCUUCGGAAUGACACUUAAGGGCGCAUGUGACUUCAAGUUAGAAGAGUUCUUUGCUGGUCCUGCUGAGAUGUUUGAACCCCACUAUGGAGUGGGAGGCAUGGGAGGAGACGGCGAUAUUUUUAACCCAAAUAAUCAGGCAGAAUUCAUCAAAUUUGUACAUGAAAGCACAGAUGGACUAGGUGUCCAUUUUGUCAUGGCAGAUGGGGGGUUUUCAGUGGAAGGACAAGAAAAUAUCCAGGAAAUUCUCUCAAAGCAGUUGUACUUAUGUCAGUUUUUGGUGGCAAUAUCCAUUAUCAGAACAGGUGGUCACUUUGUGUGUAAACUGUUUGACCUUUUCACACCAUUCAGUAUGGGUCUGGUGUAUUUGAUGUAUCGUAUUUUUGACCGUGUGUCCAUCUUCAAACCUGUCACCAGCAGACCGGCCAACUCAGAAAGGUACAUUGUGUGUCGGAACCUGAGAGAGGACAGAGAGGCUGUUAGACAGUACAUGCAUGAGAUCAACUUGGACCUGAACAACUUCAUGUCGACCACAUCGGUGAAGGAUGUCACUGAUAUUGUGCCAGACUCGUUACUGGAGGGAGACGCAGAGUUUUUCCAGUACAUGUAUGAAUCUAAUGUGCUACUUGGUAGGCUGCAGAUCACAAGCCUCAAGAAGAUACAGACAUUUACACAGAACAGUGAUUUGUAUGAAGGGCGUCAGUCAAAAAUUCGUCAACAGUGUUUGGAGCGCUGGCAGGUACCGGAUGAAGUGAGAUCAGCUCCUAGUAAAGAGGACCCAUUCAGAAAAUUUCAGGAAAUCACACAGGAUGAAGAUGAUGAUUUCUUUGGACAUUCUGUCAACCAUUUAACACACGAGAAUCUGGCAGCGAUAAAGACUCCCUAUGACUACAGAUGUUAUGUUGUUGGAGGACUGGAGAGGAAGCGAUGGUACAUACUGGGGCUAGGGCGGUCACAUGUGUUUAAAUGGGAUGGGAACCCCAAAACAAAAUGGAGGAAGAUGGAAGAAAAUAUGAGAAUUGAGCUGCCUUACAAGACUCUCAUUGAAGUGGAGUUUGUUCAGGAGUUAAAAGGGGAGGGUAUGGGACAGAAGAGGCUGAUGACACUGCAUGCCCUAGAUGCUAUGUUUCUAUAUGGGAAGAAUGUCAGGAAUUUACACUUUAAUGAGCGAAUGGAAAAGCUAAAGAAAUUUGUGAAGUCUAUCAACAAACCAACAAGAUCAGAUCUGGUCCAGAUCGUGGUGCCAAAUAUCUUCAGACUGGAACACAUUGAACAGAUAUUUGAAAGGUUGGCAAUGAAGAAGGUGAAGGGAUCAAGUCAGCCCAGACUAUGUUAUUCUCCCCCAGACCGACCAGAUGGCAGAAGCUUUCUACCAACUGGUGUCUGCUUUGUCAAAACUUGUAAAGAUCCAUGGACUAUUGCACUGAGUAGAUCUCAGGGCAGGAAAUAUUUUUAUAACCUCCUCACUAAAGAAUCAAAGUUUGAAAUUCCGAGAGAAAGCAUAGCCUCAGUAAGGGACACCAAGCUGAACACGUGGUGGUGGGUUUGGGAGGAAGGCGUGAAGAUCCACGACAGUCAGACGUUCCAUCCACACCCAGCUAAAGUAUCAAGGGACGAUUUGGUCAGUGUCAUUCAGGGACUGUUGGAGAAACUCACUGGUCAACGGUGAUCCACUGGACAGUGCUCAUGACUGAUCAGCGGUAAAACAUUCAAAGGGCAGUGGUGACAACUGACUUGUCUAUCUUAUCAGUCAUUCACUGGUCAACAACAGCUGACAGUUAGCGGAAACUGUGGUGGCAAUCGGAUGAUCAGCGAUACAAUUAACGAGACAGUGCUGGCAAUCGGAUGGUCAGCGAUACAAUUAACUAGACAGUGCUGAUAAGAAAGUGGAGAUAACUCCCAUUCUGACAAUAAAUACUCAUAUCGACACAAACAGCAAUCGGUAACUAUCAUAAUGUCAUAGGAAACAUCAAUGGAUCCAGGCCGUGUAAUCGGGAUUCAGGUGGGAUAUCUUGUGUCGUGACGUGCCAUUUAAUACUUGUAGCAAGCUUGUCUUGAAAAUGCGAAUGAACCAAAACGUUGUAUUUGUGUUUAAAUAGACUUUUUCGUGUGAUAAACGUACUGUUCUCCGAAUAUUUCUAAUGCGCCCGAUAAACUACGGACAUGGUAAGAUGACCCAUAUAGUCUGCAGAUCCACACGUGGUAGGACAAUAUUCCAUAAGAAUUUGUUAACUGAUAUCUUUGUAGUUGUGCAGCUACAAAAGUUGUUUGUAGAAAUCCCAUUAGUUGUUCGUAUUUGUCAGUUGUGUGUUUACGGACGUUGUUAAGUUAUAAUCUCGUACAAUAUACACAUUUAGUUGAGUAUAUACGGAUGUUUUAGAAGAGAGGAAUGAGAUUGGCGGGUGUGUGUUUAUGCAAGGAGUUUUAUAAAUUACGGAUGUUUGAGAAGGUGUACGUUAGCAACAUUAUCAACAAGUGACAUAUGAUAUUUGAUGAUUUACUCAGCGUUUUAACAAUAAAUGCAAUUCAAACCCUAA